Molecule: messenger RNA, 1356 nt
Organism: Podospora anserina S mat+
Lineage: Eukaryota; Fungi; Ascomycota; Sordariomycetes; Sordariales; Podosporaceae
Exons: 2
Coding region: 1-1356 (451 amino acids)
Source: RefSeq, a predicted model, not a curated record
AUGGCUUGCCUUGCCCUGACAACUUUCCUCACGUCCGCUCUCACCCUCUCCCACUUUACCACAGGCACAAGAGCCACAUCAGAACUGCCAGAUGACGAUGAGCUAUGCGGCCGCGGUCUCCCAACCACCCCCUUCAACCGCACUGUCCUGACCACCAUUGGACCCUACUCCUACGACCCAGCAGCCUGGAGCCCCUGGACACAUAGGCCCUACUGCCUCGAGGCUAACGAAGAGCCAUGGUGUGUCUACACCAAUGCUGCCUCUCCAAAAGGCCACGGCAUCAGCAUCAUCACUACCCCUGAGAUUGCCGGAACUACCUUGAACAUUCUCGAGCACCCCUUUGACCAGAAAUUCUUCGCCCCCGAGAAGAUCUACCUGCCAAGACCAUACAAGGUUGUUGACAUUCCUGGCAAAGGAAAGGGAGUGAUUUCCACGCAAAAGAUUGAGAAGGGGAAGGCUAUUCUGGUGGAUCAUGCGUCGCUUAUUGCAGCGGUCGAGUACCCUGCUGAUGUGAUGAGGGAGGAAGUGCAGGACUUGUUGGAGACGGCGGUGCACCGGUUGGGAGAGCCAGAAAAGGUGCUGGGACUGUCGAAGAAGGGGAGGGGUGACGAGGCAACCGAGAUUGAGGAUUUGUUGUUGACGAACAGCUUUACGGUGUUGAUUCAGGGGAAGGAGUUUAUGGCUUUGUUUGCGGAUCUGUCGGUGAGUUUGAUGGUUUUGGAAGGAUGGUGCCUCGAGAUGCUAACAUUGAACAGAGGUUUAACCACGAUUGCAAGCCAAAGUGAAUUCCACCGCCGGUCUUCUGUCCAAAGAAAGACAACAAGCCCUCGAAAAUAUCUGGGGUUUCAAAUGGUCAGCCCCCUCCUUUUCCCCUCCAUCCCCACAACUCAGCUGCUAACCUAUCCCAGCUCAUGCGCCCUCUGCACCUCGCCCCCCGAAGUUCUCAAAAAGUCUGAUGAUAACCGCGCCCAAAUCCGCUCCUACCAAGCCUCCAUCCCCCAACUCGCCCAAGAGGAAAAGUUUGAAGAAGCGCUCCAGCAAGCGGAGCACAUGUUCCAGCUCGUCGAGGAGGAGGGUCUCACCGACCAGAUGUCUGACAUGUAUGAGUAUCCAGCCAGGAUGUACUACCACGUUGGCAACCUGGACAAGGCGUUGGAGUAUACUCUUAAAGUGAAGAGGGAGAUUGAUGGGUUUGGGGUGCCGGGGAAGUUUGGGCAGGAGAAGCUGCAGGCGAUAGAGGGGAUCAUCAGGCGGUUGGAAAUGGAGAUCAAGAUCAAGAGGGAGAGAGAAGAGCAGUUUGGGAAGCAGGCGAAGUUGAGGGGGAAGGCGAGGAGGGUUGUGAUGGGGAUGCCUUGA